Periconia digitata is the source of this 763-nucleotide messenger RNA. NCBI's taxonomy places the organism in Eukaryota, Fungi, Ascomycota, Dothideomycetes, Pleosporales, Periconiaceae. The record is from the annotation of a GenBank genome assembly.
CACGUGACUGUUGCUGAUCAACUCUAGUGGAAUUUGCGACCCUAAUGGUUGAUCUCCUCUUACGUAUUCAUGGUAACUUUUCCAGGGAUCGUGUCUAGAUUCAUCCCCGAUGCUAUCGAUCGUUGUAUGGCCUGGUUCUCUCUCAUGUCGGCGAAUAAAGGUCCGAAGACCCCGUAGCGUUCCACCGGUGGCUGGCCCACGGAGAUAUCCUUUUCCGAUCCUUUGUGUAUUGUUCGAACGUUCAGUAAUCUCCUUUCUCCGCCAUAUCCUGAGUCCAGCCCAUCGGCGCUGGACCUGAUCAUGAUCGUCAUGCAUGCGUUCCCCUCUGCCGUCGCGAAUACCCGAUGCAAAAACAGUGCGAAAUGCAGUCAGCCCGCUCAUGAUCACAGCAACGCUGGCUUCGACAUGUAUCAACGAGAAGGUGUAAACAAUGCCAAAUUUCACUCUUCCCUCGCGGUCGCGAAAACCGCUGCCGAUCGAACGCCCCAGGCAGAUUCCGAUCUGGAAAACGUUCAGGCAAAGGAAGCAAAGAAUACGGAUUUUCUGGGUAGUUCGAAGAAGCGAAUUGCGUAGAAGACGUAUUGGAAUCAGGAUGAUCAAUACAUCAGUAGCGACAUCGACGGCCGAACUUGUCCAUCCGAGUUCGCUGACAAAACGAGGCACUGCCAAAAAAUAGCCAGAAAACUCAAUUUGACGGCAGUAAUAGCGGUCCAGGAGAAAAUCAGGAAAAGGUUAUUCCAUUUGAGCAGUUUCGGCAGUGACU